CCCACUAGAUUCUAUGACCCUUCGGUAAGGGUAGCUCUAGGUAUUGAGGGGGAUAUGAGGAAACUUUUCUCUUAUGCUAGGGUAGAGAGUUGGUUAGACUUACAUGCCAACACAUAUAGAAGACUUACACUUGAUUUUUUUAUCCUCUUUAUAUGUGCAUCGUUACACCAACCUCUCCCCACGUUACAUGACCUUUCAAUUGAUGAACCAACCCCAGAAAAUGACAAUAGAACAGGUGGGCACGGCCUUUGGGUGGCCGGAGGGUAAGUUCGGACCUAAGGAUAGGACCUCCAAAUACUUUUAUCCCGGUGAAUUUUGGCAAAAGAUCACUGGUAAAACCGAUAGAAAUCCUAGGUCAGAUAAGGCCACCUCCAUUGUAAACCCCGCUUUCCGCCUUGCUCAAAGGCUCACUCGCUCACUCACUCUCCCCCUUCUCUUAUAUAUUUUCACUGUUGUCCCUUCCAUUUGCAACUGUGCCCUCAAAUUCCACAAGCUUAUCAUUCCUUCUCCCUCUUUCCCUUUUUCAAUUUUUCAUAGCAUCGCUUUUCAUUUACACUUUCCAGACGAUGGGGAGUAAUUUUGUUCAAGUGAACGAAGCCAUAGUUAUCAUCCCAUCAGAGCCCACCCCAAACUGCACGCUUCCACUCUCCACCCUUGAUUCUCAGCUCUUUCUCCGCUUCAGUAUUGAGUAUUUGCUUGUCUACACUCCUUCCCCUGGGUUGGAUCGCAGGGGAUUCUCUGCUCGUGUUAAGUCGGCUUUGGGACGCGCUUUGGUACAAUACUAUCCCUUGGCGGGUCGAGUUCAAGAGAGCCAUGAUGGGCCUCUCCAGGUUGUGUGUCGGGCUCAGGGGGUUGUGUUUGUUGAGGCUCAUUCUGGCUACCAGAGGGCCGGCUUUGAGAGGGCCCCACGCUACGUGGGGGAGUGGCGCCAGCUCUUGUGGUUACACGUGGAAGAUGUUUUGAAGGGGGCUCCACCUCUUGUUGUCCAACUGACGUGGCUUGCUGACGGCACGGUGGCAAUCGAGUUCGGGUUUAACCAUUGUGUGUGUGAUGGGAUUGGGAGUGCUGAGUUCAUCAACUCAUUUGCCGAGUUGGCUCGUGGAGGUGUGGUUCAGGGGCCCAAACCUGUAUGGGAUCGUCACUUGCUUGACCCGUUUCCAUCGAGUAAGCCCAAGGGGAGUGUCCGUGUUAACUCAGUGAGUCAUCCCGAGUUUAGCCGAGUUCAGGAUUGCUGUGAGUUCCUUGCUAGAUUCUCUAGGGAAACACUGGUCCCAACUUCUAGUGUCUUUGUCAAGUUUCAGAUCAGCCAACUCAAACGACAAGCUAGUCGACUCACCGAGUUAGCAAAAUACACGUCAUUUGAAGUUGUCUCGACCCAUAUUUGGAGAUGUUGGCCUAAAUCGUUACACAUGCCCUCUAACCAGGUCGUAAGACUUGUUUUUAGUGUCAAUUUUCGGAACCGAAUCAAACCGGGUUUACCCGUUGGAUUUUAUGGUAAUGGAUUCGCGCUUGCAUGCGCCCAAAGCACGGUUAAGGACAUAAACGAAAGGGGGUUGGGCUAUGCUUCGGAUCUAAUAAAAAGUGCAAAAGAAAGAGUAAAUGGUACGUUCGUAAGAGAAGUGAUCGGGUUGGUGAGUGGGAAUCGGACGAGUCCUGACUCAGUAGGGGUGUUGAUACUGUCCCAAUGGUCAAGGCUUGGGCUGGAAAGAGUUGACUUCGGGGUUGGAAAACCAGUGCAUGUGGGGCCCAUUUGCAGUGAUAGGUACUAUUUGUUAUUGCCAAUUCAUAAUCAGAGGGAGGCGGUGAGGGUGAUGCUAGCUGUCCCUACAAGUGUCGUUGACAUGUACCAACAUUUAUUAACAAAACCUUUCUCUUCUAAUUAA
Molecule: messenger RNA, 1883 nt
Organism: Chenopodium quinoa (quinoa)
Lineage: Eukaryota; Viridiplantae; Streptophyta; Magnoliopsida; Caryophyllales; Amaranthaceae
Product: taxadien-5-alpha-ol O-acetyltransferase-like
Exons: 1
Coding region: 567-1883 (438 amino acids)
Source: RefSeq, a predicted model, not a curated record